Messenger RNA from Scomber japonicus (chub mackerel), 977 nucleotides. RefSeq names its product transmembrane protein 269 (gene tmem269). Gene Ontology annotation, molecular function: phosphotransferase activity, for other substituted phosphate groups. Gene Ontology annotation, cellular component: membrane. Gene Ontology annotation, biological process: phospholipid biosynthetic process. Lineage: Eukaryota; Metazoa; Chordata; Actinopteri; Scombriformes; Scombridae. The record is from RefSeq and is a predicted model, not a curated record. Bases 1 to 780 code for a protein of 259 amino acids. The transcript has 6 exons.
AUGAUCCUCCUCACUCCCUCCUCUGAGGUUAUUGAUCUAACAAAGACAACUACUAACUGCUUUUGUCGUGUGGUCUCAGGUUUCUUCCAGUGUACCAACAAGCUCUUUCUGAGUGAUCAGGCCACAGGACUCCAGAUCAAGGAAUUUGCGCGUAAAAAUGCAGCUAACGCUCUGUCAGUUGCCAACAUGGUCAUGGGCAUGGCCUCCAUUCUCAGCAGUCUUAACGGGCACCAUCAUGCGGCGUGUUGGCUGGUCCUGAUUGGCUACCUGCUGGAUUUGGCAGAUGGAGCAGUUGCCAGGCGACUUGAUGCUUGUUCUGCACUGGGUGCAAAGCUAGAUGAUUUUGCUGACUUCACAACCUUUGGGAUUGCCACAUCGUUGCUCCUGAGGACACCUGACCUGGUGGACAACAUCCUAUGCAUGUGUUACGUCAUGUCUGUGUUCGUCCGCCUCUGUUUCUUCUCAAGUGGCAUCCCAUUCAUGUAUCGUGGCCUGCCCUGCAUCUACUCUUCAGCCAUCCUGGCCAGUGCCUCUCUGCUGUCGGGGGGAAACAUGGCCAUGUUGCGGGUCAUCGCAGUGGCCAUGAUCCUAUUCAUGAUCAGUCAGAACUUCUACCCCCACGAUAGAGUGCUGGAGUCGCAGGCCUGGAAAAAAGCAGUCUACGCUGGAGGAGUCAUCAUGGUGUUCUGCUCUUCUUUCCCCCCUGCAUGUGUAUACUACUUACUGUGGUCUGUCUCCUACAUUUUGUUCCCAACAUCCCUUUGGAGCAGCAAGGUGUAAAAGGGUUGUUGGCUUUGUCAUAAACUCCCGAAUAGUUUGACCUCUGGCCCAUCUGGGUAAACUGAGGCUUCCAGACUGCUGCUGCUCCAUACUGUCAUGGAGGAUCUAAACUAAACAUGCUCAUGCACCACAGGCGAACACUCUAUUUAACCUUUAUUUUGAUGUGACACCUCUAUGACAACACCAGGAUUGAAGAA